Spinacia oleracea (spinach) is the source of this 868-nucleotide messenger RNA. Its product is annotated as brassinosteroid-responsive RING protein 1. The transcript has a single exon. The record is from RefSeq and is a predicted model, not a curated record. Bases 102 to 632 code for a protein of 176 amino acids. Gene Ontology annotation, molecular function: ubiquitin protein ligase activity. Lineage: Eukaryota; Viridiplantae; Streptophyta; Magnoliopsida; Caryophyllales; Amaranthaceae. Gene Ontology annotation, biological process: protein ubiquitination.
CUCAUCUUCUCCCUCCUCAUCUUCAAUUUCUCCAUACUUUCUCUCUCCUUAUUUUUCUCUUACUUGAACAUUAAACAACCACCCGAAUCACCACCGAAGAAAUGGGAUUUCCGGCAGGAUACACGGAGGUGCUCCUCCCUAAACUCCUCCUCACCACCCUCUCACUCUUAGGCUUCGUCCGCAAGCUCGUCCUCUCUCUCCUCCGCCUCCUCGGCCUCUCUUCCUUCGUCGAGCCCGGCAAUGAACUCGACCAGCCCGAACCCGGCCCGAUACACGGUAUCUCCUCUGCUGGCGCCCUCAUCCGCGAGAUGCUACCCGCCGUCACAUACGCUGAGAUCCUCGCACUCGCCGGGCCCUUCGGGCCCGAAGAGUCCGACCUGCCUGAGGGUUGCGCGGUUUGUCUGUAUGAGUUUGAGGAAGAAGACGAGAUCCGACGGAUGAGGAAUUGCCGGCACAUGUUCCACCGGUGCUGUGUGGACCGUUGGAUCGACCAUGAUCGAAAGACAUGCCCGCUAUGUAGGAAGCCAUUUGUGCCAGAGGAAUUGCAGGAAGAUUUCAAUGAGAAGCUAUGGGCUGCUUCUGGCAUCCCUGAUUUUUACUCUGAAUAUUCCCCUAUCACCAAUUUCUUGUAGUUUGAUAGGUGGUAAAAAAAAAAGAGUAAAUAGCACUUUUCUUUCUAUUGCCUAGCUUUUUGGGCCGACAUUUUUAGGUAGUUUUUAAAUCCAUAGGUUUUGGGUUGGUGAUCGAAGACCUAUCGAGCUAAGUUAGUUGAUAUCCACAUCAGAGACUCGAGCUGAGUCCUAUCCGAUGUACAUAUUACUGAAUACUUACAAAUGAAAGGAAAAAAAAUGAAAAUAUUUUCAUGUAA